AUGAAUCGCGCCCUGUCCAUCCGCUCCCGUAAGAAGGAUGACCAUACCAAAGAGGCCUCCAAGCACACCUUCUCUAUUUCCACUCUUCGCGGCAUUCAGCAAGCUGAACUCUCCAAAAAGCUGUUCAAGCUGAUCAAGACCGAGAACCAUGCUAUUGGAGCGUAUGAAAACGCCGGCCGCGAGCGUCUCUCCAUUGCGUCCCAGCUGUCCGAUUGGGGAGAAUCCACCGGCGACGAAGCCGUGUCCGACCUGUCGGACAAGAUUGGCGUGAUUCUCUCCGAGAUAGGAGAACAGGAGGAUCUUUACGCACAAAACCUUGAGGACUAUCGGGCCAUCUUGAAGCAGAUUAGAAACAUUGAGUCCAGCGUACAGCCAAGCAGAGAUCAGAAAGCCAAGAUUAGCGAUGAAAUCCAGAAGCUCAAGUACAAGGAGCCAUCCAGCCCGAAAAUCGUCACGCUCGAGCAAGAACUCGUGCGAGCUGAGGCCCAAAAUCUGGUCGCAGAAGCGCAGCUGACCAACAUUACUCGUCAGAAGCUCAAGGAGGCAUUUGACGUGCACUUUGCGGCGACGAUCGAGCGCGCCGAGAAACAACUCAUCCUGUCUAGGCAUGGCCGCCGCCUUCUGAACUUGCUCGAUGACACCCCUGUGGUCCCGGGAGACGUGCGACAGCCUUUCGAGCAGGCCAGCGAGGCAAGACAAAUUCUCGCUGACGCAGAGGAUGAGCUGCUUUCAUGGCAGCCCAAUGUUGAGCCCAUCCAAUCGAACGCUGGAGGCCUCGGCUCCAACCUGGUGCCCUCGAAUGAAGCGGGUGCCCGUACCCACUCAGAGGUGACUGAGCCAGUAGCGGCCCCUCCUCCGACCGAGAAGCCGGCAGCUGAGGCUCAGGGAACACACCUGGAGGCGGUGACCGCUUAG
Molecule: messenger RNA, 915 nt
Organism: Capronia epimyces CBS 606.96
Lineage: Eukaryota; Fungi; Ascomycota; Eurotiomycetes; Chaetothyriales; Herpotrichiellaceae
Exons: 2
Coding region: 1-915 (304 amino acids)
Biological process (GO): eisosome assembly; negative regulation of protein kinase activity; endocytosis
Cellular component (GO): eisosome filament; plasma membrane
Molecular function (GO): lipid binding
Source: RefSeq, a predicted model, not a curated record